Molecule: messenger RNA, 2352 nt
Organism: Cyprinodon variegatus (sheepshead minnow)
Lineage: Eukaryota; Metazoa; Chordata; Actinopteri; Cyprinodontiformes; Cyprinodontidae
Gene: cers2a
Product: ceramide synthase 2-like
Exons: 12
Coding region: 237-1379 (380 amino acids)
Biological process (GO): ceramide biosynthetic process
Cellular component (GO): membrane
Molecular function (GO): sphingosine N-acyltransferase activity; DNA binding
Source: RefSeq, a predicted model, not a curated record
GCGGCACGGAUCACCCCUCAUACCCGGACGUAACUUUAAAUAGCCUGCCUUCUUACUAUCAUCGUCUAACAUAACUAACCAUAAAAAUCCACUAUGUGACUGGGACUCUCCGGCUGAUCCGCAGCGCGGCGACAGACCGAGGACGAGGAGGAGCAGAAGAAGAAGCAGGAACAGAGCAGCGGUGGCAGCCGACGAUCGCUGUCAGCCCACAGUACCUGUCUGCACGCGGUGAGAGGAUGCUAUCUCGGUUAAGUGAGCUUAUAUGGGCUGACUGGAUCUGGUUCCCAGAAGGUUACGGCUGGGAUGACCUUAAGGAUCACGAUGGCAAAGUGUUCCCUAAAACUCAGGACCUUUGGGCGGUACUUCCUGUCGCUCUGUGCUUCGUCGUCAUAAGGCAGAUAUUUGAGAGGAGUAUAGCGCUUCCUUUAGCAUCUCUGCUGGGGGUGAGAGACAACCAUCGCGUCUGUGCUUCUCCAAAUCCCAUCUUGGAGUCUCAUUUCUGCAGCAUAUCAAGGCAUCCCACACAGAGCUCAAUAGAGAUUUUAAGUAAACAGACAGGUUGUUCAGUGCGACAGGUCCAGAGGUGGUUCAGGCGACGGAGAAAUCAAGAUCGACCCAGCAAGCUCAAAAAGUUUCAGGAAGCAAGUUGGAGGUUUACAUUUUACCUCCUUGCUUUUUUUGCUGGCCUGGGUGUCCUUAUUGAUAAACCAUGGUUCCAUGAUGUUAAAUUGGUGUGGGAAAACUUCCCUAAAAUGCCACUCUUGACUUCCCAGUACUGGUACUACAUGAUUGAACUGGGCUUCUAUUUGUCGCUGAUUUUCAGCGUAGCAUCAGAUGUCAAACGAAAGGAUUUCAAAGAACAAAUAGUUCACCAUGUAGCGACCAUCCUCCUCAUCAGCUUCUCCUGGCUGGUCAACUACAUCCGAGCUGGGACUUUGAUCAUGUUGGUGCACGACGCCUCGGACUAUCUCAUGGAGUCGGCCAAAAUGUUUAACUAUGCAGGCUGGAAGAAAACCUGCAACUUCAUCUUCACCGUGUUUGCUAUAGUUUUCAUCAUCACCCGACUCAUCAUCUUCCCUUUCUGGAUCAUACAUGCGACAUGCGUGUACCCGCUGACCCUCUACUCCACCUUCUUUGGCUUCUACUUCUUCAACGGACUGCUGGUGGUGCUGUUGAUAUUGCACAUCUUCUGGACUGGACUCAUCCUACGCAUGGUCGUCAAAUUCCUACCAGGAAAUGACAUCGUAGAGGACGAGAGGAGCGAUAAAGAGGAGACGGAGUCAGAUGACGAAGACAGGGGGCAAAAAAAGAAGCCAAAGAAUGGCCACAUGCAGAACGGUCACUACGUCUUGAACAACAACCACAGGAAGACGGACUGAUUGAAUAGAGGGAGUGGGACAAGGUGGCUGUGGGGCCCUCAUUUGGACGCCAUAGAACAAGCAAUAGGCAACACAUUCAUAUUUACUUUAAUUUUAAAAACAUGGUUAGUUCAGAGUGGAUCACUAUCCUCUCUGUGGAUUACACUAAAUUAGGAACAGUGAGGCAUUACACCAGAUUUGCCUGAAAGCAGCAGAAUAACUUUCCUAGUAUAAAUUUUUUUCCCAAUCUGUCUGAUUAUAGCUGUUUUCAAAUGUAUGCAGGAGUCUGCAGUUAUGGAGGCUUCUUCCACAGUUAGUUAUCACCCUGCAAGCCACGCUCCAAACUUGACCUAAUUUUGCUGUAACUAAACAAAUUGAUUUCAUGGUUAUCACUACUGUUAUUGUGGCAACAAUUUUGUUGCUUUUCUUGUUUUCUUUCUUCUCUUUUGGACCAUAAAUUACUCUAAGUCUUUUUAUUUAAAUAUUUUAUCCAAUGUUUUACUGCUGUGUUUUUGACGCUCCAACUUUUUCUAGUUAAAUCUUGCUCAUCUAAUGAGGUUUAAAACUAAAUAACUGCUAAUUAAUAAUAUUUUAAAAGUAAGUGAAGGUGCCAUAAGAACUGAAAUGUGCCUUGAAAUACUUACUUUUCUGAGAGCUCUCACUGAUUUUUUUUAAAAGUUUGUUUGAAAUCUUAUAAAAGUUAUAGUUUUACAUUUUUUUUUUUUUUUUACUUUUAGUCCCCAUGGUUGUUCUAAUUUGGGAGCAAAGUGUUUGAUUUACUAACUAUUGAUCAUUUCCCAGCUGGCGUUAUCUAAAGCGCAUCCAUUUAGUGUGCUGUUUUUUUUUUUUUUUUUUUAUGUCUCGGUCAUCUUGAGAUGCACUUUAUGGUUCUUUAGAAGAUCAGUAUUGACUGAAACAAAAUCUAGUAAAUCAUUUUAGUUACAGUGUUAGAUUUAAACAUUUUAAUCUCUUAUUGUUUGAAGGUUCAAAAGAU